This is a messenger RNA of Leishmania mexicana MHOM/GT/2001/U1103, 2754 nucleotides long. RefSeq lists its product as hypothetical. Bases 1 to 2754 code for a protein of 917 amino acids. The transcript has a single exon. Lineage: Eukaryota; Euglenozoa; Kinetoplastea; Trypanosomatida; Trypanosomatidae. The record is from RefSeq and is a predicted model, not a curated record.
AUGGUGGUCAUCAGACAUCACGCGCCAACGCAACAAGAACCAAGGGCGAGCAUGGUGACGCGGGCCGCCGCGCAAGGUGGUGGGGGCGGCACACUCUCCAGCAACCCCGAAGGUCAUGGCGCCUCUGCUCAGGAGAUGGUCGUUUUCUCACCGACCUCAGAAGGGGUCGCAGAACUGGCCGGUGACUGUGCCUCUCGCCAGGGGCAUUGCUCCGUCACCCUUCCCUACCGUCAAUCUCCUCCCGAGACUCAACGGUUCACCGCCACAUGGCAGGGUGCACUUCCGAAGAACUUCUACAUCAUCACGGCGUGCAUUCUGGGGUGCGCACUAACCAUCCUCAUCGGCAUCCUCGUGCCGAUGCUCGUCAUACGAAGAAGCGCCAACCUACGCAAUGCUGUGCUCCGGGCGAAGGAGCACGACGCCGUCAGUGCGUGGGCUUCCGUGUUGCGCGACGUCAUGAUCGAAGGCUUCGCCGCUGCGCGCGCCUUGGCGGGCUAUUCGAUAAGCACGUUCCCCCCUCUGCAAACGCCCACCAAUACGUCCGAACCGAUGCCAGGCGACCAGAUCACGGCGUACCUGGGAAGGUUUCCCCGUUUUGCAUCCCUGAUCGCCUCGAAGAAGUCUGCCGUGGCGUUACAGGCCAUCUGCCCCAGCGGAGUCAUCGCCAUGACCUACCCGCACGAUCCGGGCACCGUGGGCCGAAACCUCAUGAGCCCAAGCGACCCGACCAAUCGGUACAAGCCCUCCACCAUUGAGACAGCUCAGUCGGGUCGCUACGCCAUCGUUGGCCCGCGACGCACCACCAUCACCUCCCUCAAGCGGAUCUGGGUCAUCUUUACGCGCGCGCCUCUCUACAGGAAUACCUCUCAAGGCGUGAUUCCCUCGCUGGAGACUUUCUGGGGCUUCGUCUUACUCAUCGUCAACGUGACGGGCGCGCUCGACGCUAUGGAUCUCGGCCGGCUGGCCAAGGCCAAUAACCUGAACUUCGUUCUCUACGACACUUCAACAGAGUCAGGUAACACGCACGUGAUCGCCUCCUCGCUGCCAUCGGCCACAACGCAGCUGGACUACGCCGAAUUCAUCGCCGAAAGUACCGUCACGGACAUCCUAGCACCCCACUCGUCGCUGCACAUUGCGGUGCGCUCACGCGAGACGUACGUCUCCCUCACUCCCACCAACAUCAUCAUCAUCGUAGCGUGGACACUGUUCGGCUCCCUGCUUCUGCUGGGCAUCGCCAUCGCAGCCGUUUUGUGGUGCACAGCCACCUACGACGCCGCAGCGCACGCGCCCAAGAUGGCACCCUUCGCCAUGCUCACCAUCGGCCCCUGCCGCGGUGAGGAGCUCUGGGAUCUUGCCGUGGAUCAGAUGGCCGAGGUGACGGAAAAGCUCGAUCAGGUACUGGGGCGCCAAAUGGAGCGGCACUGCGCCUACCAGAUCCAGCAGGUGCACCCGCUCACCACGUCGUACGUCACGCGCAGCGUCGCCGCCGCUGUGCAGAUGGCCUUCAGCACCAUCGAGGAGCUGCAGCGCCACCCCAUCGACGGCCCGCUGCGCGCCGUGCUCGGCGAUGAAGGCCGCCUGCUGCUGUCCUACGCCGUGCACUGGUGCACCGACGCUGCCGUGCGCGUGGAAUCGCUGGAGGGCACGUACCGCUACGAGGGCUGCGACGUUGUCUUCGGUGGCCGCAUGUGGGCCCUUGCCGCGCCAAAUGUCGUCACGGCGUCCGAGGCGGUGGUGCAGACACUGCCGCGCUUCUACCUCUCCGGCGUUGUCACGCGAGCGUACCAGACGGUCAACGUGAUGCGCACCACACGAGCCAGCCACACCGACGUCGACGAGGAAGGCGUCAGGGCUGCAUCCAACACAAUCGGUGGUGGUGGCAGCACGACGCUGUACUUACUGGUGCACGCAGCGAAGCCAAAUUUGGUGGUGGGUGCGGAGGCGACUGCAGCCGCCGCGGCAGCUGGGGCGAUGGUGCCUCAACUCAGGGUUGGUAACGCUCCAGCGUCCAGCCUCUACUGCGGGCUGAUAACACGGGGGAACUCGUCAAGCUUGGGUGCGGGGGAGGCUGUGUCCAGUCUGCAGGAUGUGUCCGCGCGAUCGCCGGAAAUCGAGUCCGCUGCGCCCAGCGUCGGGAACUCUGUGGCCUCGACGAAGAGGGGCUCGAGAGUGGUUAACGUGUUACAGUGCCGUGGGUGUGCAGCAGUGGAAAGGACUGCAAAUACUCGCCAUCCUUUGAGCCGCGAGGAUGUGGACACGGAGCAGCAGGUCUUGGUGCAGCAGAUGCUUGCGAAACACAACGCAGCCCCGACUCCAGAGCAACAUCGUCUAGUGCUGAUUGAAGCAGACAGCGUCACACGUGCGCUGCUGCAGCCGCUGAUCCCACGUGCGCUCGAUGUUGCCCUGCGCGUCGCCUUCGACUACCAGUCCAUCACCCUUGAUGUACGCUAUGCCGAGGUUCGGGUGCUGGUCUACUACUUCUACUCCAGCUACAAGAUCCUGUUCCGCCCGCUGGCCGCGCCGGAGCGCCACAACAUCUUCCGCCGCCUGGUGACAGCCUUCGGCGUGCCGCAGCAGGGCAUCCUCGAGCACCUGGCCGCGCGCGGUGCGGUGCAGUGGCUGUCGCAGGUACGCAAGAUCAACGGGUUCAUGCAUCGACAAGGCGCCCUUGAUUGCAGUGGGCAAGCAGAAAGCUCGUCAGCGACCUCGUCCCCGUGCAACAGUCUCCCGGGGGCGCAACUGCUGAGUAUCUAG